Molecule: messenger RNA, 2166 nt
Organism: Pyrenophora tritici-repentis Pt-1C-BFP
Lineage: Eukaryota; Fungi; Ascomycota; Dothideomycetes; Pleosporales; Pleosporaceae
Source: RefSeq, a predicted model, not a curated record
AUGAACCACCAAAUGGGGCAGCCAUCACAGGGUCAAUACCAAGGACAAAUGCCUCAACAUCAAAACGUUGGCCAACAACGGCAAGCCAUGAGUGGGCAGAUGCCUUCCAUGGGGAUUCCAGGGCAACAAAAAACCCAAACCCAAAGUAUCAAUCAUCAUACACACUUGGCCUCCUUCACUAUUGAGAAGCCCAGGAACGCCAAUUCGUGGGAGGACGCCGUACCUGAGCAACAACACAUCUCUCUUCAUGAGCUGCAAAAUGACUUGCACAAGUUCCGAAGAAACCAUGGCAACGUCAAAAAAUUGCUGAACGACAUCUCUUCGCAGAAUUGUCGCAGGAUCAUCAACGAGCUUGUUGUAGAUCAGAAUAUGGAGCUUGCAAAGUACAAUCCAGCCAUCCAGUACAGGAUAGCAAGUGUGGUAAAUAAGUUUCAAGAGCUCCGUCGCUCCUUGGGCCGUCCGCUUCGACAGCUAUUGCGUGUAGAUAUCAUCCUGGAAGCUGAACCCUCCGCAUUUCAAGGGCCCUUUGCCAUGAAGGCUGGGGCUGGAAGUACUGUCGUUGGUGGUUCCCAAGACUUUGCUAAAGUCAAGCCGCCGCAACAAUUACCAGGUUAUCCCACCAACCAGGGUCAGACUAUGCCACAGCAACAGAAGAUGCAUUCGCAGUACCAACCGCAACCACAACUCCAGGCUCCAUAUAACAUGGCGCCUGGCCAGCAGUCCGAGCAGCCGCGUGGUCAGCCCCAUCCCAAUCCGGGACAAUCCAACGGCCCUCCACCACCUUCGCCGCCGCCACCUCCACCUCCACCUCCACCUCUAGGGGCUGGCGUGGCUGGACCACCUGGAAUGGCAAACCCUCCACCUCCACCCCCGCCUCCACAUCAUCCUCAGCAAGGAGGUCCCGCUAUGCCCGGGCAUCAUAUGCAGAAUCCACCACAAGCUGGACGAGGUAUGCCUGGUCCUGCGGCAGGAUCAAUGUCAAUGCAUCCCAUGGCAGGAAACAUGCCGCAACAUCCUUCAAGAGGAGGUCCCGGUCCGGCGGUCGAGGUCAUCAACCCUGAAUACCGCAGGGGUGAGAAAGCAAAGGCCAGGGAUCCUCGCAAUAUCUCUGACUGGUCAUCCGAGAGUGAUGAAUCCUUUGAGGAUGACUCUGAGGACUCAGGUCUUAUUAACAUUGAGAGUAAGAGAGGCCGGAGCCAUAGCCGCAGCCGGAGCCGUGGUCAAGCUCGUAAAACUAUGUACACCGAGAAUUCGGGGCGAAAACGCCGAGAAUCCAUCACCAUGGACGAGCGACACAUGAGAAGUCACAGCAAGAAUCCAUCUAAUGGAAACUCGCCACAAUUUGCGCAUGCCAAACUCUCGAGUCAGAUUCCACCAAACAUUCAUAUCCAUAUGAACGCAGCCAAUGCCACGGAAGAUCGGACACGCAGUGGCAACGUAUCUCCUACUGAUCUUUACAAUGAGAAGAUGAAAGCUAAAAAGCUUCAUGCAGCACACGAUAUGUCUCGUGAGUCUUCAGUUCAUACAGCAGAGGAUAGUAUCUUCGAUAAGAACAUGCGCCGCCCGUCGAAUCAGACCCAAAGUCACACUCGCCGCAGGUCAAUUUUCGGAGCAAAGCCUCAAGCAAUGUUCGGUGAACCGCAUCCUGGUCCCAUUUACGAUGACGUCGAGCCCCGUCUGGCACAGAAAGCUAGGUACCCAAGGGGUCCAGUGGGAGACUAUCAAUAUACUCCACAUAUACACUCGCGCAUGCAAGAGCGUGAGCAUGACUCGUACUUUGACGAGCAACCAAUCUACAACCCCCGUCCGGAAGCCCCCUUUCGUCGCAACAGCAUGGCCGUUCCUCCCCACAACCCAUACUUGCAAUCCAACUUCCCACCCAAACCGAUGCGCUCGUCUACAUAUGCGCCAGAGAUACAUGACAGGAAGUACAAAGUACCUCAGCAGCCACAAAUCGAAGCAGAACCUGCUGAGCUGGUUAAUCUACGCGAAAUCCGGGAUGCGCUUGAGCAUAUACAGGAGCAGAAGAAGGCAGAUUGGCGCUACAGGAGUCUUCCGAACCCCAUGGCAAGAAGGAAUUCUGCUGCGUAUUAUGAACAUGAUGAGUGGUAUGCCAAGGCUCCUCCUGCCGGAACGCGACGGGAGGCGUAUGAUAGGUUUGCUUAG